Molecule: messenger RNA, 414 nt
Organism: Panicum virgatum (switchgrass)
Lineage: Eukaryota; Viridiplantae; Streptophyta; Magnoliopsida; Poales; Poaceae
Product: homologous-pairing protein 2 homolog
Exons: 3
Coding region: 111-350 (79 amino acids)
Biological process (GO): meiotic strand invasion involved in reciprocal meiotic recombination; meiotic joint molecule formation; homologous chromosome pairing at meiosis
Cellular component (GO): condensed nuclear chromosome; DNA recombinase auxiliary factor complex
Molecular function (GO): recombinase activator activity; double-stranded DNA binding
Source: RefSeq, a predicted model, not a curated record
UAUUGUGCUUCAACUGAAUUCCAAUGUAUAAUGACAUUAUUCCAAGCAAAUGAAUUUUCUUUUAUGCAUUUGUUCCCCCCUGAGGGUCUCUCUUCUCAUUCAUCCCCUACAUGCAGCACCAGCUGGCAGAGAUCAAGUCAAAGGCUAAAUUACAAAGCGAAGUCCAGGAAAUGGAAGAGAAACUCGAUAAGUUGCAGAGUUGUGUCAUCUUGGUGAAACCUGACAAGAAGAUCAUUGAGAAUUCUUUUGCUGAAAAUGUUAACCAAUGGAGAAAGCGGAAGAGUAUGUUCAAGGGGAUUUGGGAUAAUAUUACUGAGAAUAGACCAAACGAUCAGAAGGAAUUUAAGUAAGAGCUUGGCCUUGAGUAUGACGAAGAUAUUGGCGUGAACCUGCAGUCUUACACUGACAUGCUGG